AAUGAAUCAUGAGCUUUUACCGGCGAUGCAUCGAUAAGCGUUGUAUCCUGCGUGUGGUGUGAUAUCACGGCAACUCUACGUACCGAGGCCCACGUGUUGCCGAAGUUAUUGAUGGCAACAGUGGGCGCAUAAUAACUGGUCCGACUCAACCAAACGUUCAGUUACUGAUUGUCCGCUACGUAGUGCGCGUGUCGCUUAUACUUCGGAGCCGGUACCGAGCGGGAGCACACACGAUAAUACGCUCUUCAUAAACAGUCUACGGUCUGAUUUAACAUUAAUUGAACUCGAACUGGUGCGAAAGUUGCGGUGUAUAACAAGUUGGAUGGACGUUUCGAAUAUCACAUAGUGAAACACUGAAAAUUCUACGAGUGCAGAAUAUUAGAGAGAGCAUGCUGACAAGGUGGUUGACGCUGGCAUUAGUGGCAGCGACGUGGCGAGCCGCCGACUCCUGCACCUGUGCACCUGAACAUCCACAGACACACUUUUGUAAAAGCGAUUUCGUGAUCGUUGGUCGUGUACAAAAAUUGUUCAGAGGAAAUGACACUUACGACGCGUACAAAGUGAAAAUUCGAAACGUUUACAAAGCAACCACAAAAGCAGCUGUAGCACUUAAAUCCGGACGAAUAUUAACGCCGCCUCAGGAAUCAUUAUGUGGCGUUACUCUACAACCAAGAGAGACCUAUGUUAUAACAGGUCAAGUAAUGCACCUACAAGCACACAUACACCUCUGCGGAUACAUCAACAAAUGGCGGGAUGUGACACCGAGACAGCGAAAAGGCUUCAGACUAUUAUACAAACAGGGUUGUACUUGCAAGGUGCAUGUAACUCGGCGUCGCACAAAAUCGCCCAACACGUGCGUGACGAACUACGACGACUGCUUUGAGAGGCACGGAAUCUGUCUGCAUGAUCGCGACCGACGUUGCCGUUGGACCAGGGCUCCAGCUCUCACGAGGUGUCUGCAGAAACCACACUUCAACAGUACUAUGACUUGAUUCAUGCUGCCGACUCGAUGCAAUUUAAACAUUAUUUGUAACAAACAUUUGUAUAUCUCGACCAACAUUUGAAAAUUCCGAUGUUACCUUUGUUUUCUACUAAUAAUUCAUGAUAUCGAAACAAACAUGAGUUACUAAGCCGAAAAUUUUCAUUUUAACACGCCUACUAGGUUAUUAUUUUAUGUGAUGCCGGCGGCCCAGUAACAGAUGUUUGAACCAACUUUGUAGCGUAGUGAUUUAUUGCAAAUAUGAUCUGAAUUGUCUUGGGGCAUCCUAACAAUUUAUUCAAAACGAUUACGAGCUUUUUAUACGAAAUGCAGGCAGCAUGCUAUGUGGCUAUGAAUCUGAUUAUUGUGUGUAUGUCGACGCUGGGAAUUACAUAGUUAAAGGUAUUUGGAAUGACGAAUUUAUUCGCAAAUUCUAUUAUUUGUUAUCAUUUUGAUUUUUCUAACUAAAAACUGAAAUUGUUGACUGUCUAUGCGAAGAAGAAAAAUUCUAACGUUAUUUGUAUUAUUUAUUUUAAGUUAUAUUUUUUUAUGUUUAAGUUAAAUCUGUAAAUUAACAAAAAUUAGUUGUAAUUAUUAAAUAAAAUAAAGACCUGAG
Messenger RNA from Parnassius mnemosyne (clouded apollo), 1595 nucleotides. Lineage: Eukaryota; Metazoa; Arthropoda; Insecta; Lepidoptera; Papilionidae. The record is from the annotation of a GenBank genome assembly.